GCCAUCGGAUUUCAACAAAAAUAUCUUAAUUUGUGUUACGAAGAUUAACGAAGGUCUUACGUAAAAUGGGCUGUGUCUAUGAUAGACUAUACAGUGUUAUAAUAUUAUUUGCAAAUUUAUUUUUAAGUCAUUAUUCUUGUCCCUGGUUCACAUUAGGGUACUCUUGUAAGAAAGUAGCAGUGGCUGGGACAGACUUUAAGCACCUCCUCUGCUUAUAAAGAUGCAGUCUAAUCCUGUUUACAUGAAAUAAGCCUGUUCAGGAGCAGGUUUAAGCUUGCGGACCUGUUGCUAUGACAGCAAGUCCAGGAUGAGUGUCAAAAAAACGAACAAUCCAAGAUCAUGCUAAAUCGUCAUCAAUCAAAUCCAGCUAACUGAGUUAACCACGUACGAAGAACGGACCCCAGUGGCCUGUUGCAAAAAGUUGGUUUCAGAUGCUACCCAGGGGUGCGUUUCCCGAAAGCAUCGUUGGUGAACUAUGGUCGUAAGUCCCAUUGAACUCUAUUGGUAACGACGGAACUUACGACCAUAGUUCGCUUUGGGAAAUGCACCCCAGGUGAGUUUGAGAUUAGUUUGAGCAAACUCUGGUUUUUCGUGCUCACAACAGUGGAUUGUUUUUUAGCGGGGUUUAUGGUAAUUUGCGUUACACGGCUAACCUGCUCCAGAGCAGGUUUUAUUCUGAGUUAGACAUCCAAACCCAAACUGAACCAAUCAGCUGUGAGUAAAAUGAUGGGUAUUUGAUACUAUAAAGUCACUCCCCCUGUAUCUCUCACUCCAAAUGAAAGGAUUAGUUCACUUUCAAAUGAAAAUUUCCUGAUAAUUUACUCACCCCCAUGUCAUCCAAGAUGUUCAUGUCUUUCUUUGUUCAGUUGAAAAGAAAUGAAGGUUUUUGAUGAAAACAUUCCAGUUUAGUGUGAAAGAAAUGUAGAGACAAAAUUGUUUAUUAUAUUAGGCUAUACAUAUAAUAUAUAAUUAUAUUUAAUUGACAAUAUUAAAAUUUUAUUUUAUAUAUAUAUUAUUAUUAGGCCUAUAUCUUGCUGACAGAGAAUGUUUAUAGCGUAGUGAGCCUUUUGAGCCUGAUCUAAAAAUUAGUUUGGAUUAUAGAUUUGUCAUCUCCAAACCUUCUUUGAAACUCAGUGUUUGUUUAACUAGGGCUGCGUUCAGCCUCGACAAAAUGUUGCAAAACGUUUUUUAAAGGGAAACGGUGGUGCGUUGAACACCCUGUUUCUGAUGAUGCAAGAGUUGCGACUACGGCAGCUGAGAAGGCCAUUCUUUGUGUUCUUUUUGAAGAAUUUCAGAGCCUGAUGAAACCGGUACAAAUACGUGUUUAAAACUGCAAAAUACGCUCAAUGUUACAGUCACUGCCCUUGCCAUUCAGAAUAAAAAAGAACACAUUUGUAAACUACUUUACUUGGACCCAUUAUGCAAGCUGUCUCUUUAAUCCCAUGUCAUAUAUAUACAUGCUGCUGCUGAUUGGGCUGACAUUUUUGACACACCCACCAAACAAGAGAAAACAUAUCUCAAACCCCGUUUCCAGGAAACAUGUCGUUCAACCCGGAAACCGUAGCAAAACGUUGUGCACCGGUUUGAGCUUGAACGUGCCCCAGGUGUGUGAGGGAAAGGUUAAAAAAACCACACCCAUGUGAUCAGAAACUCCACCCUCUUACAACACUCACCUGGAAAAGACUGACUUGUUAUUUCUCUUUUCUGUCAUACUGACUUUAAUGUCUCGACAAAAGCAAUGAGGAAUAAGCAAACAAUGAAGAACGAAUAGGAAAAACUUUCAGGAAGGAUUUGAAGUGUUUGUUCCUGAACAGACAGAAGAUAUUAUUCAUGUUUAAAACCUUGAUUCAGAAAGUGAAAGAGUUUAGAUUUCUGGAGAUCAAACAGUGAAAAUGGCUUCACUAUCUGAAGAUGAUUUGUCUUGUCCUGUGUGUCGUGAAAUCUUCAAUGCUCCUGUUCUUCUGUCAUGUAGUCACAGUUUCUGUAAAGAGUGUCUUCAACAGUUCUGGAGAACCAAGGAAACUCAGGAGUGUCCUGUCUGCAGGAGAGUGUCAAGACACGAGCCUCCAUGUAAUCUUGUGUUAAAAAACUUGUGUGAGUCGUUCCUGAAAGAGAGAAAUGAGAGGCGUUCAUCAGGAUCUGAGGAGAUCUGCAGUUUACACAGUGAGAAACUCAAACUCUUCUGUCUGGAGGACAAACAGCCUGUGUGUUUAGUGUGCAGAGAUUCACAACAACACGAAAAUCAUAAAUUCAGACCCAUCAGUGAAGUGGUUUCAUCAUAUAAGGAGGAGCUCAAUACAGCACUGAAGUCCUUACAAGAGAAACUGAAACACAAUGAAAACAUUAAAGGAGAGUUUGAGAAAACAGUUCAACACAUCAAGUCUCAAGCUGAGCACACAGAGCGUCAGAUUAAACAGCAGUUUGAGAAGCUUCAUCAGUUUCUCAGAGAUGAAGAAGAAGCUACAAUCACUGCACUGAGGGAGGAAGAGGAGCAGAAGAAGCAGUUGAUGAAGGAGAAGCUGGAGGAGAUGAACAGACACAUCUCAGCUCUUUCACACACAAUCAGAGACAUGGAGGAGAUGAUGAAAGACAAUGACGUCUGCUUUCUGAAGGAGUUUCCAGUCUCAAUGGAAAGAGUCCAGAUCUCACAGCCGGAUCCACAGAUGGCUUCUGGAGCUUUGAUUCAUGUGUCACGUUACUUGGGCAACCUGCAGUUCAGAGUCUGGAAGAAGAUGCAGGACAUCGUCCAAAACAUUCCUGUGAUUCUGGAUCCAAACACGGCUCAUCCACAUCUCGACCUGUCUGAUGAUCUGACCAGUGUGAGAUACAGCGGGAUCAAUCAACCUCUUCCUGAUAAUCCAGAGAGAUUUGACUGUUAUCAGUGUGUUCUGGGUUCAGAGGGUUUUAACUCAGGAACACACUGCUGGGAUGUGGAGGUUACAGAGAAUUCAUGGUGGGUUCUUGGAGUAACUACAGCAUCAAACCAGAGGAAGGGACUUGAUUUCUAUAAAACUGAUGUCUGGUGGGUGCAGUAUGGACUUAGUGGGUCUGGUUUUCAUGUUAAACAGAAUCUUGAGCGUGUGAAAGUUGAUCUGGACUAUGACAGAGGAACGGUGUCAUUCUCUGAUCCUGUAACUAACACACAUCUACACACAUUCACAACCACCUUCACUGACACACUCUUUCCGUUCUUUGAAUUUUCUUCCUCUCUGAAAAUCUUACCAGUCAAUAGUCAGUAAUCAUGUUUUUGGUAUUUAAUCCAAAUCACGAGUAAGAGUGCUGUUAAUCUGAAUAUCAGUAAGGCUGUGAUUGGGCCACAGGUGAUCACAUGACUGAUUUCCAGCACUACAGUAACACUCACAGUCUCUUAUUGCUGUUAUACAACAGAUCAAUAAACAAGUAGUUUGAAAGUUUAUUAAUCUAAGAUUAAUCAGUCUGUAAAAUCAUUGUUCAUAAAGUCCAUCCCAUAUUGUCUGCUGAGGUGAAGUUAAUAUCAAAUUACUAAUUUUAGUCCCAAUUGUCACGUUUGGGGACGUGUUUUCGGUGUGUGUCUCUCUCUCUCUCUCUCUCUCUCUCUAGACAGGGAAGACUGUUAUGUUUCUUUUUUCUUUCACAUAGGUUAUUUAGAGUCCCUGGGUUUAGUUAAGGACCUGUUUUGUUUACUAUUUUGGCACUACCCAAUCCUGAAGAGAAUUCCUUGUUACUGUAUAGUGACAAAAGAGACCUAAAGAAAAAAAAAAAAUAAAUAAACAAACAUGCUCACUGUAA
Megalobrama amblycephala (Wuchang bream) is the source of this 3768-nucleotide messenger RNA. Its product is annotated as zinc-binding protein A33-like. The coding region runs from base 1893 to 3239 and encodes 448 amino acids. NCBI's taxonomy places the organism in Eukaryota, Metazoa, Chordata, Actinopteri, Cypriniformes, Xenocyprididae. The transcript has 6 exons. The record is from RefSeq and is a predicted model, not a curated record. Gene Ontology annotation, molecular function: zinc ion binding; protein binding.